Mauremys mutica (yellowpond turtle) is the source of this 674-nucleotide messenger RNA. Its product is annotated as tumor necrosis factor ligand superfamily member 10-like. Gene Ontology annotation, molecular function: tumor necrosis factor receptor binding; CD40 receptor binding. The transcript has 3 exons. The record is from RefSeq and is a predicted model, not a curated record. Bases 1 to 591 code for a protein of 196 amino acids. Gene Ontology annotation, biological process: immune response. Gene Ontology annotation, cellular component: membrane. Lineage: Eukaryota; Metazoa; Chordata; Testudines; Geoemydidae.
AUGAUAUCAAGAAACUAUGAAGAAAACAUUUCAUCUGCGGUGAAAGGAACUGAAGAACAGGGAUCUCAGAACCAUGGACACAGAAUAGCAGCUCACUUAACUGGAAGCCGCAAUAAGAAGAGCUCUCUAGCCACAUCAAAUUCCUCAUCCAGAAGAGGUGUUGGGCAGAAAAUAAAUACCUGGGAACCCUCAAGGAAAGACCAUUCAUUCCUCUAUAAUGUGGAGUUGAAAAAUGGGGAGUUAAUCAUACCCAGAACAGGGUUUUAUUACAUCUACUCUCAAACUUACUUUCGAUUCAGCGAACCUGAGAACGAGGAUUCAGAAUCAGAUCCGUUAGCACUAAGCAGAAACCCUAAGCAAAUGGUCCAGUAUGUUUACAAACUGACGACAUAUCCAGAGCCUAUCCUUCUCAUGAAAAGUGCAAGAACUAGCUGCUGGUCUAAAAAGGCAGAAUAUGGACUUUACUCCAUAUAUCAAGGUGGAGUAUUUCAGCUAAAAAGGGAUGAUAAGAUUUUUGUCUCUGUCAGUAACGAGGACAUAGUUGACAUGGACAAAGAAGCAAGUUUUUUUGGAGCCUUUUUGAUCAGCUAAAUGAUUAACAGAAAACCAGACUCCUAAAGGAAUCAUUUUUUAAAUUCUAUAAUCUAAGGUGGCAGAGGAGGGAGGAAGCCACU